UCGCUAUCAUUUCAGUUCUACAGAGCUGCCAUCUAUGAGUGGCUUUUGUAACGAAAGUUGCAGCUGUCGACCCGGCAUCUACUCCCCAGUUUGCGGUAGUGACGGGAUAACUUACGUGUCUCCCUGCGUGGCUGGCUGCACCGAAGUGUCUAUUGAUAACAAAGAGGAGUAUAUCUUCAAGGAUUGUCUCGGCCAGAACGCCACUGCCACGAAUGGCUACUGCCCCCUGGAGUGUGAGAGCUUAGUGUGGUAUAUCAUCAUUUUCUCCAUAUUCGUACUUAUUCAUUCAACAUCGGAGGUCGGCUCUAUGUUGCUAACUCUCAGAUGCGUAGAGCCUCAAGACAAAGCUCUUGCCCUAGGCCUAAUCUACUUUGCUAUUGGACUAUUCGGUAACGUCCCGUGUCCAAUAAUCUAUGGCGCUGUCGUCGAUUCGGCCUGCUUAUUUUGGGAGGAAGGUGACUGUGGCGAAAGGGGCGCAUGUCGGAUUUAUGACCCAGCAAAGUUUCGAAUGUAUUUUCACGGUAUAACGGCAGCCAUCAUGCUAGGAGCAUUCGUUGUGGACACAGUAGUUUGGUACAAAUCUGGUUCCAUCCAAUUUCAUGAAGACGAUGAUAGAAAUUCGCCCAAGGACUCCAUCCCAGCUGAUGUCAUCCGCUGCACUCAGUUUGAAACAAGUGUGUAGUACGUCUUCAAAUACAUAGAUGGCGCCUUAACUUGAGAGGACCAAUCAAUCACGAGUCAUUAAUAAUAUGGUUUCUUUUGACUGUUUGAACCUAUAUACGUAAUAUUGCUAUUUGUGAGAUAGAAAUUAUAUCAAAAUACCUCGAAAUAUUUUUCGUGAAUAUGACUAAAAUCUCAUCAGACAUGCAGAUUUUCCUAAUCGAAAGCCAACAAAGAGCUAUUUCUUGUGGCAAUUUAAAACGUUUGACGGAUGUAAAUUUAAUAUAUUUUCCUUUAAAACCAACGAGCGACAGACAGGUAGAGCCGUGAUAAAGAUUGUGUUUUACGAGCUCGUGAUGCCACUUUAAGGCUUAUUUCUUUGGACUUGUUUGUUUCAAUAUGAAAAAGUGAAAGAAAGAAAGCUGGAUUUCCCAUUCUUUUAUUAAAUGUAUCAGAAGAGACAAGAUAAAUAUGCAUUGAGAUUUGGUAGCGACAA
Limulus polyphemus (Atlantic horseshoe crab) is the source of this 1156-nucleotide messenger RNA. Its product is annotated as solute carrier organic anion transporter family member 1A4-like. Bases 35 to 682 code for a protein of 215 amino acids. Gene Ontology annotation, molecular function: protein binding. Lineage: Eukaryota; Metazoa; Arthropoda; Merostomata; Xiphosura; Limulidae. Gene Ontology annotation, cellular component: membrane. The record is from RefSeq and is a predicted model, not a curated record. The transcript is spliced from 4 exons. Gene Ontology annotation, biological process: transmembrane transport; sodium-independent organic anion transport.